AUGUCGGCUACUAGCAACAGAGAAGAUGAGAGCGCCACUAUCCGGGAAGAAGAAGGCCCGACUGGGAGUCUGCCUUCGAGAAUGCGACCCAGUCUGUCGACUACGCAAGGCCUCCAAAACGUGCAGAAUAUCGUAGACCAAGCGGCUAACCGACUUGGGGGGAACAACUCUAGUACUGGUGUCGAGCCACCCGCGGACGCUUUGGGCUCCAAGGUUCCUGCGACCUUCACUACGGAAGAGUUGGGCCCGAUGAUGACCCUGGACGGCGGCGGUGGCCGAGUUAUGCUUCGCUGGUGCAUUUACAUCCAACAAGGCCAGCCAUCACCGCACCACCUGCUCAUGGACGUUUUCGCUCUCCAUCCCCCCAACGGCAGAUCGAUGAGUGACGAAAUCGUUGGUACUGUCAUCCAGCGUAUUCAGCCAGCAAAAGUCUUCAUGCACCAGCACCAAGUGCCAUGCAGUUUUAACUUCCCAUUAAACCUAGACGAACAAGUUGUCGUCGAUACACGCUCCAAGAAUACCGAGACUGAAACAGCUAAAGUCUAUAUAUCAACGGGAGCUCUCAACAACAAGAACCGUCGUCAAAAGUACCGCCGAGUUAUACAGGCGCGAAGCAGGUUGAAGAAACAGCGGAUUAAUGUCACGAUGCUGGGACACUCGAACAAGAUGGCAGGUGGAGGUGCCGUAGUCGCUGUCGUUGUCAGUAUGAUAUGGUUCGGUGUCAACAAAGCUCCAGCAAAUACUCGACCCACGUCGAUCAAGCUACUCAGCAAUCGGAGCACUGGUGUCAACAUGUACGAUUGGUUCUCCCAUAUCCGAUUGGCUUUGGAUUCUUGCUACGCAGCCGACGGUGCUGUCCCAGUCGAAGUACACCGAUCCGCGCAUGACGAGGCGUUGAUUCAAAAGCUUGCAGCCAAGCGACGACCAAUUGCCCCCUUCGAUACCUCCUCGUCCAUCACUAUUCAAGUGCGGAAACACUGUACGCAUGGUUCUUUCAGAAACGGUAACGCUGGUAGUAGUGACCGCGGUCAGCGAUUGACCAGUGGCAGACUUCUCAAGUCUUUCGACUUCGACGUAGACGUCGUCGAAGUAAUCCGAAAACAGUCUCCAUUUCGCAAGUAUGGACUCAACGCCACACUGACGCCCAUUCACCACAUUUGA
Phytophthora infestans T30-4 is the source of this 1161-nucleotide messenger RNA. RefSeq lists its product as uncharacterized. The coding region runs from base 1 to 1161 and encodes 386 amino acids. The record is from RefSeq and is a predicted model, not a curated record. Lineage: Eukaryota; Oomycota; Peronosporomycetes; Peronosporales; Peronosporaceae. The transcript is spliced from 6 exons.